Molecule: messenger RNA, 1578 nt
Organism: Lolium rigidum
Lineage: Eukaryota; Viridiplantae; Streptophyta; Magnoliopsida; Poales; Poaceae
Product: probable inorganic phosphate transporter 1-7
Exons: 1
Coding region: 1-1578 (525 amino acids)
Biological process (GO): transmembrane transport; phosphate ion transport
Cellular component (GO): membrane
Molecular function (GO): phosphate transmembrane transporter activity
Source: RefSeq, a predicted model, not a curated record
AUGGCGGGCGACCAAGUCCACGUGCUCUCGGCGCUCGACGGCGCCAAGACGCAGUGGUACCACUUCACGGCGAUCGUGGUCGCCGGCAUGGGCUUCUUCACAGAUGCCUACGACCUCUUCUGCAUCUCCCUCGUCACCAAGCUGAUCGGCCGAGUCUACUACACCGUGCCAGGGUCGCCCCACCCUGGCAGCCUGCCACCGACCGUCGCGGCCGCCGUCAACGGCGUGGCGUUCGUCGGCACGCUCUCCGGGCAGCUCUUCUUCGGGUGGCUCGGCGACAAGGUCGGCCGGAAGAGCGUGUACGGCAUGACGCUGCUUCUGAUGAUCAUCUGCUCCGUGGCGUCCGGGCUGUCGUUCAGCCACACGCCCACGACCGUCAUGGCCACGCUCUGCUUCUUCCGGUUCUGGCUCGGCUUCGGCAUCGGCGGCGACUACCCGCUCUCCGCCACCAUCAUGUCUGAGUACGCCAACAAGCGCACGCGCGGCGCGUUCAUCGCCGCCGUGUUCGCGAUGCAGGGGUUCGGCAUCCUCGCCGGCGGCGCCGUGGCGAUCGGGGUCACCGCGCUGUUCAAGAACCGGUUUCCGGCGCCGCCGUACGCCGUGAACCCGGCGGCGUCCACCCCGGCUGAGGCCGACUACGUGUGGCGCAUCGUCCUCAUGCUCGGCGCGCUCCCCGCGGCUCUCACCUUCUACUGGCGCAUGAAGAUGCCGGAGACGGCGCGGUACACGGCCCUCAUCGCCAAGAACGCCGAGCGCGCCGCGGCUGACAUGUCCAAGGUGCUCCAGGUAGAGAUCACAAAGGAGCAGGCCGGCGAUCUGGAGGUGGCGCACAAGUCCCGCGCGUCGCCGUCGUUCGGCCUCUUCUCCGGGGAGUUCGUGAGGCGGCACGGGCUCCACCUCGUGGGCACGGCGUCGACGUGGCUCCUCCUGGACAUCGCCUACUACUCGCAGAACCUGUUCCAGAAGGACAUCUUCAGCGCGAUCGGGUGGAUCCCGGCGGCGGCGACGAUGAGCGCGCUGGACGAGCUGUACCACAUCGCGCGUGCCCAGACCCUGAUCGCGCUGUGCGGCACCGUGCCGGGGUACUGGUUCACGGUGGCCUUCAUCGACUCCGUCGGCCGGUUCAAGAUCCAGGCCAUGGGGUUCUUCAUGAUGACGGGCUUCAUGCUGGGUCUGGCAGUGCCAUACGACUACUGGACGGGGAAGGGCCACCAGGCGGGGUUCGUCGCCAUGUACGCGCUCACGUUCUUCUUCGCCAACUUCGGGCCAAACGCGACCACGUUCAUCGUGCCGGCGGAGAUCUACCCGGCGAGGCUCCGCGCGACAUGCCACGGCAUAUCGGCGGCGUCGGGGAAGGUGGGCGCCAUCAUCGGGUCCUUCGGGUUCUUGUACCUGGCCCAGAGCCCGGACCCGGCCAAGACGGCCCAUGGCUACUUGCCUGGUAUCGGCGUGCGCAACUCGCUCUUCGUGCUCGCCGGAUGCAGCUUGAUGGGGUUUAUGCUCACGUUCUUGGUCCCCGAGCCCAAGGGCAAGUCCUUGGAGGAGAUGUCACGUGAGACCGAGCCUGACAAGUGCUAG